This is a messenger RNA of Ophidiomyces ophidiicola, 999 nucleotides long. RefSeq lists its product as uncharacterized. The coding region runs from base 1 to 999 and encodes 332 amino acids. The record is from RefSeq and is a predicted model, not a curated record. The transcript has a single exon. Lineage: Eukaryota; Fungi; Ascomycota; Eurotiomycetes; Onygenales; Onygenaceae.
AUGGCAUCCUCAAGGAAGCGCUUUCAUGGGCUCCCAGAGUCACAGGCAACUUCAGAAACUACUUUGCGGCCAGUGCCAAUUUCCCCACCCUCACGCCCCCUUUCUCAAGUUGCGUCGGUGAACUGCGUCACUUCAAUAAACUCCGCCACUGAGCUUCAAUCCAAAAUUGAAGAUGCAUAUAAGAGAAUGCAAGAAGCCAAUAGGCAAUUUCAACAAGAACCGAAGGGAUUAUGUGAGGAGCUCUGUGAUAGAGUGAAACAUAAGUUUAAGAAAAUCCUGCUCCACAAAAAUACAGAGCUUGCAAAUACACCUGAUAAUCGUAUAUCGACCUCUUCGACCGCCCCCGUAGCCGAAGAGAUUUUAGAUACCGCGAUUCGACGAAGAACUUUCGAAGUUAUCAAUCUCACGAAUCCUAAAGUCCAGGCACUGACUGGCGACGGCAGGAUUCCUCGAAAACCCUCCCCCUUGCAGCAGGAGCUAAACAAGGAACUGGAUGAGGAAAAACAAGUCCGUCGCGAGUCAAUCCUCAACGUGAGAGAUUAUGUAGCUUUCAUCGAUACUGACAAACUUGUUUCUGACCAUGAUGAAACGGACGAGUUAGCCUCCAAUAUCAGUGAGGAUGAGACGGACACAUCUCACAUAGAAGAUUUGCUUUCCGCACUAUUUUCCGAGCCAGCUGAAUCAAUUCGGAUGCCUUUUUCCGUCGAAUCUGAUAUUCAAGACCGCUCAAUUCUCCGUAAUAGCCCCAGUCCCGAGCCUUUUCAACCAAGGAGAGUUUCGCGCUUUUUUGAUAGCCUUCGUUCAAGUUCUCGCCUGAGCUAUGUUGACUCAGGGUCGAGAACUCCUGUCAGCCUCAGAGGGAGGUCAAGGGCCGUGGUUAGUCCUUCUCCACCAAGAAGUGAAAGUUCCGACUCUCCACAACAGGGCCCUCCUUCACCUUAUCGAUUGGGCCGCGCUAGGCGAGGAGGGUGUGCCAAUUUUCACCAACUUGGGGGGUGA